Asterias rubens (European starfish) is the source of this 897-nucleotide messenger RNA. RefSeq lists its product as uncharacterized. The record is from RefSeq and is a predicted model, not a curated record. Bases 1 to 897 code for a protein of 298 amino acids. Lineage: Eukaryota; Metazoa; Echinodermata; Asteroidea; Forcipulatida; Asteriidae. The transcript has a single exon. Gene Ontology annotation, molecular function: protein binding.
AUGAUGCAGCCAACAUCAUCUGCAAGCACCGAUCACAUUGAUGCCAACUCGGUUCAACUGACAGUGCAGAUGUUGAAGAAGAAAGCGCAGGUUACGGUGGAGAUUCGGGUCAACUCGACCGUCCAGGAUCUGCGAGCGGCAGCUGCUGACAAACUUAAACUUUCGUGCCCUGGCUACCUGAUGCUCAUCUUCAACAACGAGCAGCUUGCUGACCAUCAGCAUAUCAAUCAACUCGGUCUGACUUCAGACAGUUUUAUUAUCGGGAAAAGAUGCUUUCAGCGGGGUGAGUUGAUGGGGAAAUUUGAGAUAGAUCCUACUUCACUUGACCCAAAAUAUGACUACGAUCUGACCAGGGAGACCAAGCCUUUAGUUGGAAAGACCUUCAUGAGGGGUCAGUACCAAUACGAGCCUCCGUACGGCUGGAUGCGGACGGCUUUAAAGGUCGUCGACGAGUACGAAGACAAUACAUGGCUUGGCCCGGAUGGAAUCCGGUCUGAGACAGCCACCGGCGAGUGGCCGGUGUCCUACCACGGAACGUCGAAACGGAACCUCCGUGGAAUCGUCCAGGACGGCUUCAAAAUCGGACCAAGAGAUCGGUUCGGCCCAGCUAUAUACAGCAGUCCAUCCUUGGAGAACGUUGCUAACUAUUACGCCUCGACGUUCACGUACCAAGGGAAGAGUUACUCACUCGCUCUGCAGAACAGGGUUAACCCGGAACAUUUGACCGUCUACGAGCCCGUUGUGACCGGUCUACCUGGUUUCCCGUACUGGUUGUCCCCACAGCAAGAUCCGGAUCACGGAGGAUAUCACGUACGACCAUACGGGAUUCUCACGCGUGAGGUUCGGGCUACUCCGGGUAGUAGCUGGUUCGACUAUUUCUUGUCAUAUUUUGAUUAG